CACCGGCUAAGCGCUCCGGCUAUGCUGUCAUGGUACCACUGUCAAACCUUGGAAUCACUCCAUCGUCGUUUCUGCAAGGAUAGGAGCCUAGUUUUCGUUGUCAUGUGGCGGUACAGUUACGUGGCGGUGACGGUGAUGUUUGUGUACCUAGGUACCGUUCUCUGCCCAUAAGAACUCGAUCUUCUCCACGACUACUCUUCCGUCUUUAAGCAAACACCACCUUGCGCAUCUCACAACCUGUACCCACCCUCAUCUUCUGGUAACCCUAUCUUCCAUCGGACAUUCCCCUUCAAGCACCCAAAUCUUCAACGAAACCUACGCGAUGGAGCGGCGCCCUAUCGAUGGCCCUGUUGACGGACCCGUCCACGACGACCGCGAGCGGCCUACCGGACUCCUCACACGCUUCGUGCCCGACAAGCUCAAGCACUCGGCUCUCUUCCGAUGGUUCCUCCGCCUGACCCGCGUGCUCCAAUUCAUCUCUUCCGUCGUCUCUCUCGGCAUCUUCUCCCAGCGUGUCUACAAGGUCUAUCGUUUGGUCAACUCGAUUAAGACCCGUCGCGGCGUCUCGGGCUCGUACGGCGCUGUUGAGGGCAUUCUCGCCGCGGCUGUCCUGUACACCCUCAUCACCACCUUACUCUCUUGCAUCAAGCGGAACAGCAGCCCUGGAUCUAGGCGGUUACGCUGGCUGUGGGUUGUGCUCGACAUUGCCUUUGUGGGUGCCUUCAUUGCGGUCGCUGUCAUUACUUCUCCAAACGGCGGGAACGCUGGCCCACGGCAUUGCUACUCUGCUGGACACCUUCGCAAUGAGGACAAUGUCACGGGCGCAACGGCGAAUGACAAGGACGACUCGUGCAAUCUGCCUUGGGGCACUUUCAUCCUGGCCAUUAUCAGCACUCUUCUUCACGCCAUCACCGCCGCCUUCCACGAGGUUAGAGACCACCGCCGCAGGGCUAGGCUUUCUGCUGUCGAAGAAGAGAAGGCCGUUCACCAUGGGCAUGCCGGAAACGGACGUGCCGGAAAUGCGCCGCCGGUGGCGGCUAACGGUCGAUAUUAGGAGGCCGAGAAGCGUUA
Molecule: messenger RNA, 1071 nt
Organism: Trematosphaeria pertusa
Lineage: Eukaryota; Fungi; Ascomycota; Dothideomycetes; Pleosporales; Trematosphaeriaceae
Exons: 2
Coding region: 323-1054 (243 amino acids)
Source: RefSeq, a predicted model, not a curated record